GGACGCGUUGCCAUCGCUACCGCCCCCCUCCCCUCCGCAGUGAAGACGCCUGCGAGGGGGGUGUCCCACGACUAGGCCGCGUUGCCAUGGUUACGGCGGCGCCGGGCCGGCUGCUGGCGGGAGGGGCGCGUGCCUGUUUCCCCGGGGGUCUCGGCACUGGGCAGAGCCCAUGGGGGCCCUUUCCUUCCCUUCCCUUCGCCUCCCGGCCGCGUGCUGGAAAUAUGGAAUUACAAUAAUAAUAAAUAAUACAUGCACCGUAAGUACAGAUCAUAAAAACGGAGUUGGGUGGAAGUGAGGCACGCUCACAGAAGUUCUUGCAGGGGUGAGGAGCCAGGCUCCAUCAUCCCGCCAGCCCCGACCGGCCUGAACGUCUGCUUUUGUUCAGAGGGACCACGCUCGCCCAACCUUGGGCGUUUUUCUUUCUCUGAGGACAGGGAUGGGGACCCCCCAGCUAAAUGAGCCCAUUGCAUUCCUGAUGCAAAGCAAGAGGUCUUCAGCAGAGUUAAACCAAGGAAGGAAUUGCCUCAUUUUUCUGUAUCAUUAUUUAGGUAGUGGAAAGCAAUUUUGAAAUGGAGUGCCCCUCCAUUUACAAAAGUUAUGCAGGGGUGUCUUGAGUUCACUGAAGUGUGCCUCGAAUCCUAAACGGUUGAUAACUACAGGUUUCCCUCUGUUUAUGCGGUACAUGCAUUCCUGGAAAACUGCACAUAAACCAAAUUCAUAUAAAGGGAGCUCAGCUUACAAUGUAAGAAAUAGGGAUGUAAAAAAUAGGGUUAUAUUCCCAUCUCCGUGAGGGAGUAAGGCUGGGGGGAGGGGCAUGGCACAGCCCGUGGGCCGCUCCCAGGGCUGCAGCAGGGAGCAAAGUGGGGGAGAUGUCAGUGGGCGCAGGACUCGGGGGUGAGGCUCUUGGUGCUGCGUGCAUCCUGGGGGACCGUGCCAGGCUCUUCCCGGAGGGCGCAUGCCCCCGGAUCUGUGAGCAGGACAAGAGCAGGCUGCUGCUGUAGGCUGGGGCCAGCAGCAGCGCCAGGUUCUCCCCGAGGCUCAGGGCGGAUGGCAGUGCUGGGAGGGGGGCUGCUGCCACCCCAAAAUUUGCUAUAGCCCCCCCCCCCAGCCUGACCUUCCAGCGCCACCACUGAGCGCCUGGAAGAACCCAGUGCCACCACAGCCUGCAGCGGCAGCCUGUUCUCAUCCGGUGCGCAGAUCCGGGGGCACGGAUCCCCCCUCCCCGUCCCACACCCACUGACAGUUCCCUCUGCUUUUCUCCCUGCUGCAGCCUACAGAGCACCGUGCUCUGAACCCCCCAUGGUUCCACUUGUCCCCACUCACCCCAGCUCCUACUGCAGCAGUCCCUGGAGCAGCCAACACAACCUGCCUGCAUCAUGGCACAGCCCAAGAGCUGGGGUGAGUGGGGACAAGUGGAGCCCCAGGGGAUCACAGCAUGUUGCAGUCCAGUGGCUGCAGGCAGCUGGCAUCAGCCACUCUCAGGGCAGCUGUAAUGGGCUGGGGUGAAUGGGGCCCCCAACCCUUUCCCCUCCCCUAACAGACUUACUUGCUUGGGGGGAGGUGGGGGCACCUAUGCUGAUUGCAUAAGAGUGAACUUACCUCUCAUAUAACGAAUUUUGGGUAUAAAAGGUCAUCGUAUAAGAGCGAAUUCGCAUGUACAGAACCCGCAUAAAUCGAGGGAAACCUGUGCUGGCUUAAAUCAUUACCACCUUGCAAGGAAACUUAACUUUGUGUUUUUUACAGGGGAGGUGGACUGAGAACACUUUCAAACAUUAUUGCUUGUCUUAUAGUAACAUUUUUAUUUUGCUAGUUUUAGGGCAUGUCUACAUGUUCAUUAAUGUGCUGUAAUUACAGCGCAUUAAGUUUAGUACCUGUAAUUACUUAAUGCACUGUAAUCAGUGCUACUGCACAUUAGCACAGACGAAUGCUUUUUAAGUGAUACUUAAUACCCACUGAACUAAUCUACUGUGCAUUACCAUGUUUUUUGCAUGACAUGCUAACGCACAGUAGAAUUAGUCCAGUGGACAUGAAGCGUCUCAUGUGGUAAUGUAGUCUUUGUAACCACCCUGGACUUGUGAUUUUAAUUUAAUUUAAUUUAAUUUAAAAACAAAUUAUAUGUUCUGAUUUCCUUGCCUGUUACUCUGGUCCCUGCACAGACCCACUAAAACCUCAUUUGGUUAUUCAAAGUGAAUGCUGUGAAGGGUAGGAUACACCACAUAGUACAGGUUUCCCUCGCCAACCAUAGUGGUUAGGUUCAUGAAAGUUCCCAUGGCUGGCAAAACCGUGGUUGGUAAGACAAACGGCUUAUGGGAAAAAUGGGGUUAGGGAUUUGAAUAUGAGUUCCAGCCUACAGGGAGUUCAGAGGGAGUGGAAGGAAGGUGGUGAGACAGGGGGCGCCACGUGCAUGUACAGUACGUGCACGUGGCCCCAGGCAGCCUGCAGAGCAGCUCCAGCAGGUAAGUGUGGGGGAGAGGGGGAUUGAGGCCCCUGUAGGGAUGGAGCUGCUGCCCAGCUGGGCAGUGCUUGGGGCUGGCAAUGAGCAGCUGCAGGGCCCCAGUGGGGAGCAGGAUGGGGCUCAUCCAGGGGAGGACCAGCUCCCUGCCAGCGCACGCACUCCUAAGGGGCAGGGGAGAUCCCCAAAUCUAUACAUGGGACAGGCGUGGGCUCCCGCCCUGCUUCCCUCCUCUGGAGUCUCCGCCAACUGGCAGCCUUGACCUGGUGCGGCUGGGGACAGUGGGGCCGCACAGGAAUCUUGCCACGGCUCGCCCUCCCCACUGCCCUGGUGAUGUGCCUCCUGCACCUGCCGCUACUUUGAGGGGCGCAGCCCCAUGCUGCUGCCCUUGCUGCAGCCCCGUGCGCAGGAGGUGCGUCACCAAGGCAGGAAGGGAAGCAGGGCAUCAGGGUGGUGAACAGCAGCGAGCAGCUUCUUGGAGCAGGCCCACUGUUCCCUGCCAUCCUGCUUCCCUCCCUUGUGACCUGGCAGGUCAGGGAGCAGAGGAGUUGCGCAGGGAUCUCUUCACCUGCUGCUGGUCACCCUGCACUGCCUUGGCUGCCCUGCCCAAGCCCACAGCAGCAGCAGAGGGGAGUGGGGGCACGGGGCUGCAGACCUGAGUCCAUGGCCCUGGCAGCCAGGGGCCCCCUCUGGCAGGGCUGGGGGAGCAAAACCGUGGAUACUCAAAACUGUGGUUGGUGACGGAAACCUAUACCAGUCACCUAUAUAUAGUGCUUUCUGUUUUAAAAAAAGAGAUGCAUGCACCAGACAAGGUGGGUUCUUACAAUGAUGGUUUCACAAUGUCACUUCAGAGUUAAAGCUGUCUCUGAACCUGAACUGGAUGAAAUGGGAAAAUACUAGUUUCCCCUAAUGGACCACAGGAACAUCAUUUCUAAUCCUAAAGCAUUCUACCAGCAGCCACACAGCACGUUUAGUAGUUCAUUUUGCACCAUUUUGGGGAAAUAUUUUGCCUGAUUUUCUGCUAAUUACUUUUCCUCUUUCUUGGACAGGAAGAACCUCGUCAGUCGUAUCCUUUCUGUAAAUUCCAUCCUUCACACUGAGGGAGGAGCUGUGAUAACAUUUGGAAUGGAUGAUUUGCUUCUUGCUUAAUAAGUUUACACAAUGUUAUCUUCAUUGUUACCCUGUUUUAUCUUAUCAGCAAUCAGCACCAUCUAUUUGAGGUUCUAGGAGUAACCAGUAGCUUCUCAGGGAAUGUAUGCACUGCAGAGUUAACUCUGGUGCUGCUACAUCUUGGCUCCUGACCAAGUUAAUCAGAGAGAAUAGGCUUUUAGAAAUGUAUGAGAGAGAGGAGGAUGGGCGGACUGGUCAGUCCAUAGUAAUGCCCUAUAGACAAAUGAGAUUUGUAGAGUAAUCUUCAUGAAAUCUGUGCAGCACACACCCCUGAGACCUGACAUUACACAGCUGACAAGAGGUACUAAAAAGGGUUCCAUAGCACUCCCUUUUUUCUCCCUUGAGUUAAAAUCUUGAUGUCCCCCACGCACACACCCACUCCCUUUCACCCUUGCCAAAGGCUUUGUAACCACCUAAGAAAAAAGGCAAAUUAUUCUUCAAAGAUUUCUGCUACUGGAAUUUCUCCAGCAUUUUGCUCCACCUUCCUUCAACUAGAGAAACAUGAAAACCAAGUUCUGCUUGAAUAAGAUUAACAACCUUGGGAACUUGAAUACACCCAUUCAUCACAUGCAGGUGCUGUCAUCCAAAACUAGAUGAGAACCAAUGCUAUAUAAUAUAGAGAGGAUCAGAGUAUCAACCUCAGUCUUAGGAAUGAUUCAACAAAUAUGGCUAGAAAUCUGGGGCCAGAAUUUCUGUAUGGGCAUUCUUCUACAGCAGGGGUUUCCAAACUAUGGCACGUGUACGCAAGACAUCUUGGGAAGCAGGGUAUGCAGGAGAAACUAAUGGUGGAUUUAAUUUUCAUUAUUAUAAUAAUAAUUGGCAUUUAAAGGUUUAAAAUAUAAAAUAUAUGCUGGUAGGGGUAUGCAGGCAGCUGGUAAAUCUGGAAGGGGGGACACAAUAAGAAAAAGUUUGAGAACCUCUGUUCUAAGGAAAGUGUCUAUAGUACAUGGGUAAGAUGUUCAAGCCGGCACUUGCAGUCCUCCCUACACCCAGGAAUGGUGUCUAACAAGCAACCAGUGAGCUACUAAGAUAAUACAGCUGAAAUAGCAGGGUUGUUUCAAUACUGAACUCUGCUAGCUAGGCAGUGCUUUCCCAGCAUACCAUACUUUCUUGCAAGCCAUUCCAAGACAUUUUGGGUGCAUAUACACAAUCGGGGAAGCUACUGUGAUGCACUGUAAUUCCAGCAUGUUGGAGCAUAGCAAUUGCUGCGCUCCAGCAGCAUCCUGUGCCUUGCAUAUCAGCAUCCCUGUAGUUCAAAAUUGCGGCGGGGCGCUUCAUUUAAAGUUCGUUAGAUGCUCCUCCUGGGGCACGUGUCUAAACACCCCUUGUUUUUGGAAAGGCAGAACGAAGAAAAAAAAGAUUUUUCCAGAAUUAGGGCCACACACAAUAGAGACAGCUUGCUCACCCUUCAUUUGCUGUUCAGACAAAACACCAUUUUAACCCUUUCACAUCUGAACUGUCAGCAGAUCUAGGAUUUGGGGGGAAAAAACCUAAAAGCAGCCUGCAGGACUGUGAAAUAGGAGAAGAGACUAGUAGCUAACAAAAAGCAAAACUGCUGAAGAAACAACAGCUUCAUUUGUGGAAUAUCGAGACUUAAGAAAGAAAGGGUUGUCAGCACCUCUGGAGUGAAAAGCAGAGAGCAAAAUUGCCAAAGAUAAGAUGGCUUGAUCAUCAAGACCAUAACAAGAAGAGAAGGUCCACUAAUGCCUGUUGAGUGAAGAGUAAUUAGCAGGAAUAGAGUAGAUUAUAAUAAACUAUGAAGUCAAGUGACUCCCUCAGGGUUGCCUGCUUAAUGCUGUUCUUGUGGGCAGAAAAUCAGCUUCUCAUUUUAGGACAUGCUUUAGGAAGCCUGAUUCUUGGGAGCAGGAUAUGUGUGGCUUAUAAAUUUGGUGUAUUCUUGCUGCAGGUUUUAUCUGACUGGCAAAUGGGUGGUGAAGGUUUGUUCCAUUAGUCUAGGAUUUGGGAAACCUGGAUUAAGUCCCUGAGUGCAUACAUUCUUCAUUUGUAAAACAGGGUUGACAGCACUCCCCACCCCCAUUCACACAGGUAUUGUGAACUUAAGUACCUUAAAGAUUGUGAGGAAGAUCCAAUGCAACAGUAAUGGGAGCCAUAUAAGCACUUAAUGUAAAAAAAAAAAAUUAUACAAAUCCCACCUUCAGACAGCAAGCUAUCAUUCUGAAUUCAUGGCAUUUUUAAUCCAAAUUUAAUGUAGUUUUCCCCCUCAAGAUCCCUAUUAUCUUGGCUAUAUGGGUUGUUAUGGAUAGUGACUUUGUUUUUAAAAACAAUGUGCCCAGAAACACUAAUGAAAGAGAUCUCAACUGGAUUACUAUUAAAGAUCCUUAAUAACUUCUGCCAGCUGUCAUCUGUUCCUUUACAGAUUUUGUUCUACUUAAAUCGAGUUUAUUACAUAUUUUAUUUCUUGGCAACUCUUCUUAUGAUUAUUUAUAAGAGUCAAGUUUUCAGUUAUCCAGAUAAUUUUUUGGCACUUGAUCUUGCUUUGCUAUUCAUUAUGGCCAUUCUGGAAGCAGUCCGAUUAUACUUGGGUACAAAAGGUAACUUGACAGAAGAAGAAGCUUCACUAGGGGUCAGUCUUGUGAUCACUGUUGGCAGUGCCAUCCUGUCUGUCUAUUUCUUGGUAUGGGAGACCUAUGUACUGAAAGCAGACGUCAUUAUAAAUGCUAUUCUUCUUGUGACGUAUGGGCUUGAAGCAAUACUACAGAUCAUUGCCAUUGCUGCAUUUGUCAACUAAACUUCUGCUCUGCCCAGCAUUGUACAGGGCAUCUUUUUCUGAUGCAGUUCGUCAGGAAAAGGGACAAAGGUGCACCUUUAAAGGGUUCCUUGCAAAAGUAUUUGGUUUAAUUUUCUCCACUGUAAAAACUGAAAAAACUCCUCUUCCCUAUAUUACAAGGUAUGUUUAUAGCUUUUCUCUGGCAGGAACUUCCCUGAAUUAGAAAUGAAAAUAUUCUGAACAGUGGUUUUGCUCCACUGUCUGACCAAUUAAUUUGUUCAAAAGCUAAGACCAUGAAUUACCAAACUACUGAAGUACAUGUUUCGAUUUAAGCAUAUGAAUAAUUCCCAUUGAAACCUGCAGGAAUGCUCUGGGUUUACAGUUAGGCAUAUAUGCAAAUAUUUAGCAAACUGAAUUCCUGUAUGGAUCUGUGGUAUGUAGAGAUGUAUUUUUAUAAAUGGUUGAUUUAGUGAUGAGCCAAAUAUUUAUAUCCACAUCAAAACAAAUACAAACCUGUGUAUUACUCUGGUUAUACAUUGGUUUUAAUUCCAUUGAUUUUAAUGGCAUCAUGCCAGUAUAAAACCCCGGUAACACAGAUCUGAGUCAGGAAGAGGCAUAACAAUGUGGCCAGGCAUCCAAGGCAGCUGCUGCAUACAGAGGCAACAGCAGCUUCCAGGUGCCACCACUGGUGCAACUGGCCAUGUCAUUAUGUGGCGACAGCUGUAUUUUUCCAUCCCCGCUCCCCAAAGCUGGCAUCUGAGGUAGCUGCCACUGGAUUCAGGCUUUACAUUAAAAGCAGUGAAUCAGAUCCUAUAUGCUAUGGGCUUAUUUCUGCCAUACUAUAUAUAGGAUUGUAUUUGAGGGAAGAAUUUUGCCCUAUUAUUCAUAUUCUGAUUUGACUUGUGCCUCCUCACACGAGCAUAGCUAUACUGACUCCGUGGUGUAACAUCUCAUUUAUCCUUGGGUAUGUAAGAGCAAACAGUGGCUUGAUCUACACUACGCAAUUCAAGGGCAACACCACCUCCCUGAAUCAAAGAUGGCUUCGGCUGCCACCUGGCAUGUCUGCCUUUUGCCAGCUUCUGCAGCUCCUUUAACAGCAAGGUCUACUCUGGGUGCGCAGUUGCUAUAGUUGGUACUCUAAAAUCUCCUUGAGAAGAUGGUCGGCUGUGUGCUGCCAGAACUGCUGGUGGCAGAAGCAGGCUAGUAUAAACAAGGCCAAAACUGAGUCUCAUAUAUGCACAAGGGAGUUGAAUGAUCCUUGCUUUGGCAGCCGUGGACUCAGUUGUCUACAUUAAGGCCAGCGUCAGCAUUGUGAAGGCCAUCAGGGGACUUUAAUAUGGGUGGACCUUAAAGGGACCUCACUGUCAUGCACAUUGUUGGGUGUCCUUUGUAUUGCUACAGCAGCCUUAAUAUAAAUGAAAAUCAGGUGCCCUACCAUUGAACUUCCUGACUUUAAAGACUGGGUCUAAUGUUGUUGACAGUUUUUAUAUUUAAUAUGUGAUGUGACUAUUUUUGUAAAUUUCUCUUCCUGUUCUGCAAAAUUACUACUUUAAGAGUUGUUCUCCUAAAGGAAGUAUUGUAUGCAAGCCAAGUUUUUCAGAUGACUGUAUUUUUAAGCAAUAAUGUGAUCCCAUGGUGGAAGUUGUACAGGCUAUAAGCUGUGUAUUCAUAACAUUUUAUUUUUAUAUCUAUAUUUAAAAAAUAAACUAUCAGACCAAG
Molecule: messenger RNA, 8069 nt
Organism: Alligator mississippiensis (American alligator)
Lineage: Eukaryota; Metazoa; Chordata; Crocodylia; Alligatoridae
Gene: TMEM80
Product: transmembrane protein 80
Exons: 3
Coding region: 5907-6371 (154 amino acids)
Biological process (GO): non-motile cilium assembly
Cellular component (GO): ciliary transition zone
Source: RefSeq, a predicted model, not a curated record